GCUGGUCAACAACAGCUGCUUUACCAGAAACCAGGAGGCGUCAAAGUUGGCGAUGUGACAAUACGCGUCCUGACCUGUGAGAUCUUUAAUCGUGUGAGUGAGUGAGUGAGUGAGUGAGUGUGUGUGUGUGUGCGUGUGUGCUGCUCGUCCAUGGUGCAGCUGUGAGCUGCGGCAGCCUCUGAAAGGAGCACCAUGGCAAUGUGGAUCCAGGCCCAGCAGCUCCAGGGUGAAGCGUCUCACCAAAUGCAGGCGCUGUAUGGCCAGCACUUUCCUAUCGAGGUGCGGCACUACCUGGCCCAGUGGAUUGAGACCCAGCUGUGGGAUUCUGUGGAGUUGGACAACCCAGCGGAGGAGGCCAAAGCCAAGCGCCUGCUGGACAACUUGGUGGCCGAGCUUCAGAGGAGAGCCCAACUUCAGGGAGGAGAGGAUGGCUUUCUUCUCAAGAUCAAGCUGGGCCACUGUGCCAACCAGCUCAAGAGCACUUAUGACCGCUGUCCUCUGGAGCUGGUGCGCUGCAUUAAACACAUCCUGCACUCAGAGCAGAGGCUGGUUCAAGAAGCUACAAAUGCCAGCUCUGAGGCUGGCGGCCAGGCAAUGGACAGCCUGUCACAGCGGCACCAACAGAUCAACCAGGCUUUUGAGGAACUUCGUUUGGCAACACAGGAGACUGAGAACGAACUGAGAAAGCUGCAGCACAGCCAGGAGUACUUCAUCAUCCAGUACCAGGAGAACCUUCGUAUCCAGGCACAGCUCAGCAACUUGUCUUCACUGCCUCCAGCCGAGCGCACCCAGCGAGAGACCACCCUACAGAGCAAGAGGGCCACUGUGGAGGCCUGGCUCACCAGAGAGGCCACCACACUACAGAAAUACAGGCUUGACCUGUCAGAGCAACACCAGAAGACCCUGGGCCUGUUGAGGAAGCAGCAAACUUUAAUCCUUGAUGAGGAGCUCAUCCAGUGGAAGAGGAGGCAGCAGCUGGCUGGCAACGGGGGUCCUCAUGAGGGGGGACUGGAUGUCCUCCAGUCCUGGUGUGAGAAGCUGGCUGACCUGAUCUGGCAGAACCGGCAGCAGAUCCGGCGCUGUGAGCAUCUAACCCAACAGCUCCCCCUGCCAGGCCCCAUGGAAGAGCUGCUGAGCAAGCUCAAUAGUGACAUCACUGAUAUCAUCUCCGCCCUGGUUACCAGCACCUUCAUCAUUGAAAAGCAGCCACCCCAGGUGUUAAAGACUCAGACCAAGUUUGCAGCCACUGUGCGCCUCCUGGUGGGUGGAAAACUGAACGUCCACAUGAACCCACCACAGGUCAAGGCAGUUAUUGUCAGUGAGCAGCAGGCCAAAGCUCUGCUGAAGAAUGAGAGCACACACAGUGAAAGCAGUGGAGAAAUCCUCAACAACAACUGUGUGAUGGAAUAUCACCAGGCCACUGGCACCCUCAGUGCACACUUCAGAAACAUGUCACUGAAACGGAUCAAGCGCUCUGACCGUCGAGGGGCAGAGUCAGUGACGGAGGAGAAGUUCACAGUUCUGUUUGAAUCACAGUUCAGUGUCGGGGGAAACGAACUCGUCUUCCAUGUCAAAACCUUAUCACUGCCUGUGGUAGUGAUCGUCCACGGCAGUCAGGACAACAAUGCUACAGCAACAGUCCUGUGGGACAAUGCCUUUGCUGAGCCGGGCAGGGUGCCAUUCAUUGUGCCAGAAAAGGUGCUGUGGCCCCAGCUGUGCGAGGCCCUGGAUAUGAAGUACAAGGCGGAAAUGCACAGCGGGCGUGGCCUGUCAGAGGAUAACCUGGUCUUCCUGGCACAAAAGGCUUUUUCAAGCAGCAGCAACAACCCUGAGGACUACAGCAAGAUGACCAUCUCUUGGGCCCAGUUCAAUCGGGAGAGCUUACCUGGACGCAACUUCACCUUCUGGCAGUGGUUUGAUGGAGUUGUAGAGCUCAUGAAGAAACAUCUCAAGCCUCACUGGAAUGAUGGUGCCAUCCUGGGCUUUGUAAACAAGCAGCAGGCACAGGACAUGUUGUUGUCCAAACCCAACGGCACCUUCCUGCUGCGAUUCAGUGACUCUGAGAUCGGAGGCAUCACCAUCGCGUGGGUGGCUGAGAAUCCCAACAAAUCAGGGGAGAGGUUGGUCUGGAAUCUGUUACCUUACACAACCAAGGACUUCUCCAUUCGUUCCCUGGCUGAUCGCAUCAGUGACCUGAACCACCUUCUGUAUCUCUACCCUGACCAGCCCAAAGAUGAGGUUUUUGCCAAGUACUACACCCCUCCACUCUCAAAAGCAGUGGAUGGAUAUGUAAAACCACAGAUCAAACAAGUUGUGCCAGAAUUUACCACCCCAAACCCUGAACCCAGCGGAGCAACUCCUUCAUUCAUGGAUCAGACAGCUUCUCCCUCUGUGACCCACCCCAACAACUUCAGUGUUUACCCUCCUAUUAGUGACACCAUGUUGGAUGCAGAUGGAGACUUUGACCUGGAGGACACGAUGGACGUGGCCCGUCAUGUAGAGGAACUGCUCCGCAGGCCCAUGGCCAACCAGUGGAGCAGCCAGCAGUCCUGAACCUGAAACCUGAUACUGCUGCACACCUUCAGGUUUACUUCUUAUCUUAUCCACUCCUUUAAUUCUCUCCGAAUUGCAGCCACAUUAAGAGAUGUUAUGGGUUCAUUUGUCCCUCUGACAGAUCCACAUUACAAUUCACAUUCAUCAUGUUUCUGCUGCCCGCAGAAGGGAAGAACUGUUUUUUUCUAAUCAAUAUUGUCUCAGCGGAGAUGGUAAACCAUGGUUUCAAGAGUCAGCUUUAUCGGCAUUGGACAGAGGACCGGGCCUGCUGUUCUCUCCGCCCAUCAUAGUUUCUCAGGACGGUCAUGAAGACCUGGGUUUGGUCAAUGGGAUUUUUAUACAUUUAGUUUUUAUGUGAGCUUUAUGUACCUGAUGAGUUUUUAGCUUGCACAAUGAGACUUAUGCAUAAGAUUUGAGAGUAUUUAAAAAUUCUUUUAAAAGAUUUUUCUACAGUUAACAUGGGUUAAUGUGACUGAAUUUAGAAAAAAUUACUCUCUUCUCUCUUUGUCAAUAAUUAAUAAUAGUUGUAUACUUAGUACUAUCUAUCUAGUAGUAAGUCCAUAAAAAAGUGAGACCAUGUAACUUUAGCUGAACAUCAGCCACUGUGAACACCAGCAGUAUUUACAGGAUGAUGGAAAAUUUUAUUUCCCCCCAUUUAUCAAAGUUUAUCUUUAAUCAUUUGCUUUAGAGCCACUUAGCAAAACAAGUCUAAAUCAACAACCAUGCCUCCCAUGUAGGUGCAUCGUAGUUACUGCUGUGUCAUUGGCUUUAGACAGGUUUAAACCUGUGAUGCUGGAAACUUAAUCAAGUAGUGUCCUCAACUCCAGUGUCCUGGGAAGCUGCAGUUUCAACUUCACCUGUGGUUCAGUGUGAGCCCAGAAGCUGUGUCCUGUAGAAGAAACCAUCUGAACAACAUGAGGUUUUACACAAACAUGGUUCAACGUCUGGUUUGAAGUUGGAACCUGGUAGAACUUAAGUUUCUGUCAUCUAGCUGAGAGUAAUAACUGGUCAUGUUUCCAGUUGCAGUUGGGAUCUCUGGUUCCUUCAUUUGCUUAUCUUACUGUUUGCUUGUUCUAUGGUUUAUGAUCAAUUUAAACACCAACCAACGCCAUUGGUUAUGUAGACUGGCCAGCGGUCACAGAGAUAGAUGAAAGCUCAGAUAUUCUUUCUCCAGUAAUAGAGAUUAAAGUACAAAAAUAAUAAACAAUCAAAUAAGACAACUGUCAGCAACAUCAUCAUUUUGUAGUAUUUAAUAGUGAAUGUUCAGUAGUGAUUAUAGUGAAUUUGACUCAGCAAUCAGAUUCAACCCGGAAAGUCCCUGUUUAGCUGCGCUAUUCAGAUGCUAAGUGACACAGCUUCAGUCUCUGUGUAUAAACAGUUGUCUGGAACAUACUUAAACAAAACAGUAAAUGCUUAACAGUAGUUCAAGUUGUAAAACGUCAUACAUAAGUUUCAAGACUUUUGAAUUACCUUCUCUAAUUCGAUGUUUGUAUAAAUAUAUGUUUCCAGAAUGGAACCUUCGGUGUAUAUAAUAUGCCAUCAUACUUUUUGUCUGUCCGCAUAAUCAGAGAGCAGCUCAGGACUGAAAAUAACAGUUUUAUUAUCUUAGAAAUGUUUUCAUCAUCUAUUAAUUCAAUUAAUUGUUUUGUCCACAAACUGUAUAAACAUUUUGAAAAAAAUCUCAAUUAUUUACCCUCAGACAUCCAAAGCCAAAAGUUAUAUCUUUGAAUUGCUCAGUCUUUCUGACCACCUGUCCACAAUUCAAAAACAAUCAGUUUACUGUAAUAUACAUCCCCACAUGUGAGAGGAUGACAGCAAUUUUAUUUGCAUUGCGUCACUCAUUUUUGCAAGGAAAGGGCCAUUAAUUGAUCAUCAGAACUCGUACUAAUUGAUCCUUUGUAGAUCAGAUACAUAACCAUGACAGCUCUGAUCAUGUGUGCAGCUUUGCUUCUGAAACCAGAGAAACAAUUAUCCCACCCACCUCAGCUGCAGUUUGUCCAUUUCGCUCUUUAUGAUGAUGAUGAUGAUGAUGAUGUUAAUCUUUUUCUAGCUUCUCCGUUAUGCUGAAGUAACCUUCAGUGAACAUUUCUGUGGAGAUUCACUGCUCCGUUGAUCUCUCUGUCCCUUUUGGAUUGAUAAGGACAGCACUGUCCAUCAGUACAUUUGAAAGCCAUUGUCCAUAACACUGUACUACUACCAGCAUCCAGGGAAAAUCUCUCAUAGAACACAACUCAUCCAUAAUGAAGUUAACACAGCAAACCUCAGGAAAGUCACUGUGGGGGGGAAAAGGCAGUUGUGUCCAACUCAACCAAAUGAUUUGAGUGUAGAUGGGGAUACUAUGUAACUUGUGUGCUGCCUUUACCUCUUACGCUUAUUGUGAAAUAAAAGCUGAAACACAAAACGUUUUAUUUUUACUAAUGCAGUAGUAGUUUCCCUUUUUGUCCUUGAAUCAACCAAAUGUGUGUAUCCAGCUCAUUGCUGCUGUGCUGUCCGCUGGCUUCUGUACAAUCUGCCUCAUGUACUUCCACAUUGCGCUACACUUUGCUGGAAGUUUGGUGUUUGGAUUUGACUUGGAAAUAAAACACAUUUUUUUUAUUAA
This is a messenger RNA of Platichthys flesus (European flounder), 5152 nucleotides long. Its product is annotated as signal transducer and activator of transcription 5B-like. The transcript has 19 exons. Gene Ontology annotation, biological process: regulation of cell population proliferation; cytokine-mediated signaling pathway; growth hormone receptor signaling pathway via JAK-STAT. The record is from RefSeq and is a predicted model, not a curated record. The coding region runs from base 193 to 2553 and encodes 786 amino acids. Gene Ontology annotation, molecular function: DNA-binding transcription factor activity, RNA polymerase II-specific; RNA polymerase II cis-regulatory region sequence-specific DNA binding. NCBI's taxonomy places the organism in Eukaryota, Metazoa, Chordata, Actinopteri, Pleuronectiformes, Pleuronectidae.